AUGCAAACUGAGAUACAAGCAUUGGAAAGAAAUGGAACUUGGGAACUAUGUUCUCUUCCUAAGGGAAAGAAAGCUAUGGGGUGUAAGUGGGUUUACAAGGUGAAACUCAAAUCUGAUGGGACUGUUGAGAAACUUAAAGCAAGACUGGUUGCUAAGGGAUAUACUCAGAUCUUUGGAAUAGAUUUUGAUGAGAUUUUUUCACCAGUAGUCAAAAUGGCUACAAUUAGAUGUCUCUUGGCUCUUACUGCUAGUAAAGGAUGGAGUUUGCAUCAGUUAGACAUCAAUAAUGCAUUUCUUCAUGGAGAUUUGCAUGAAGAAAUUUAUAUGAAGAUGCCUGAAGGAAUGCCUAAUCCUUACAACCUUGUAUGCAAGCUUAAGAAAUCUCUCUAUGGCCUUAAGCAAGCUUCAAGGCAGUGGUUUGCUAGGUUAACUCUUGAGCUUGAAAAGUUGGGUUUCAAGAAGUCUCUGAAUGAUUAUUCUUUAUUUCUCAAACAGAAUGAUCCUGAUAUUAUUAUUUUAGCAGUCUAUGUUGAUGAUAUUGUUGUGACUGGUACAAAUAAUGAAGCUAUUUUGGCUCUGAAGACUCAUUUGCAUUCUGUUUUCAGCAUCAAGGAUCUGGGUAUUUUACACUAUUUCCUUGGUAUUGAAGUUGUUCAUUUACCUCAAGGAAUAAUUCUUACUCAGAGAAAAUUCUAUAAGGAAUUAAUAAGUGAAUCUGGUUUUGAUGUGUCUAAGGUUGCUAAAACACCUCUUCCACAAAAACUGAAACUUUUAGCAGAUCAAGGAGAUUUUUGUUCUAAUCCUACUUUAUACAGGAAAAUGGUGGGAAAGCUGAAUUUCCUCACACAUACAAGACCAGAUCUGUCUUUUGCUGUUCAAUGCUUAAGUCAAUUUAUGCAUCAGCCAAGAAUUCAGCAUAUGCAAGCUUUGCAUCAUGUCCUGAGGUAUGUUGCUUAUACUCUAGGACAAGGGAUUCUACUCCAGGCAACAACUCAACUCACUCUCAAAGCUUACUCAGACUCAUAUUGGGGGUCCUAUCCUAAUAGCAGAAGGUCAGUGACAGGUUAUAUCAUGCUUCUUGGUAAUUCCCCAAUUUCAUGGAAAUCCAAGAAGCAAGGAACUGUCUCUAUGUCAUCUGCAGAGGCAGAAUACAGAGCUAUGGCUGCAGCCUCUACUGAAGUUACUUGGUUGGUUAGACUUCUUACAGAAUUAGGCAUUGUUGAUUUGAAGCCUGUCAAAUUGUCUUGUGACAAUCAAUCUACAAUUUAG
Messenger RNA from Chenopodium quinoa (quinoa), 1269 nucleotides. RefSeq lists its product as uncharacterized. The transcript has a single exon. Bases 1 to 1269 code for a protein of 422 amino acids. The record is from RefSeq and is a predicted model, not a curated record. NCBI's taxonomy places the organism in Eukaryota, Viridiplantae, Streptophyta, Magnoliopsida, Caryophyllales, Amaranthaceae.